AUGACGAUUUCAGAUCCGCGACGAUGUACGACUCUUCUGAUUUUUGCGCUGGAAAUUUUGGAUUUCGUUGACUCGUUGGCGUGUUAUUCAUGUAUUGCACUGAAUUACAGACAAAACGUACUUUCUCGAAACGACGCUCUGUUUCCUCCACAAAGUCGCGAGAAUCUGACGGCGUUGUUUGAUGUCUUGACGGAGAAUAAAAUCGGACACGUGGAAGUGUCUUCUAGUUGUGCAGACGUCACUCUAACAACUCAACCGUCGUUUCUGAACUCGCCUAUUGCAAUAUGUGAUCCAAAUGAUAAAUGUGUCAAGAUGGACUUUUAUUAUUCAGGGCGUCGAACCGCAUUCGUCUACAAAUGUGAACUUGGAUUCAGCCUUCUGAUUCUGAUCUGUGCCUUCGCCGAACUGAUCGUUUACGAUUGCUACGUCAUUUUCCUUCUUCUGCUCAUCGCCUCCUUUGUUUUUAUUCUUCUUUUCCUCGAAUUCUACUUUGGAAGUGUCUACAAUUGUGCAGCUCUUCUUCAUCUUCACACUCUCAGUGCUGGUUUUAUGUCAUUCGUCUGUUGGCUCAGUGUGCUCGUCCCAAUCUUCUUCGGAGAAUCCAUUUAUAUUGCCAGUCGCUCUGUUGUUCAUGUCAUCUACAAAUACUACGGUUGUCUGGUCAUUUUUGGAUCCCUACUAGUAACAUUUGCAGUCGCAUCAUUCACAAGACGUAAAGAGAUCAAAUCCGUCGAACUGUCACAUGUGGAUUAUCUGAAACGAUUGAUGAAAACUACAAGUGGAGUGGCAGCCGAUGUUCAGAGAGAAGCGAGAGAUUUCCAUCUGAAACCUAGAGAUAUCCAUUCUUUUUCUUGA
Caenorhabditis briggsae is the source of this 855-nucleotide messenger RNA. The transcript has 6 exons. The record is from RefSeq and is a predicted model, not a curated record. The coding region runs from base 1 to 855 and encodes 284 amino acids. NCBI's taxonomy places the organism in Eukaryota, Metazoa, Nematoda, Chromadorea, Rhabditida, Rhabditidae.